Molecule: messenger RNA, 2514 nt
Organism: Closterium sp. NIES-67
Lineage: Eukaryota; Viridiplantae; Streptophyta; Zygnematophyceae; Desmidiales; Closteriaceae
Source: the annotation of a GenBank genome assembly
UCGGUUCGUGGAUCUUCACCUGCAUUGUCGGCCGAGUCUUAAAGUCAUUCCUCGGCGGUUAACUUCUCUCAGGAACCUGCACCUCGUCGCAAGGGUGACGCGUCUCCCCGAUACUAUCACCUCGUUACAGUCACUCAAGUCCUUCGUGCUGAACGUUCCCAGCCUGGACGGUCUGCCGCGGGAUUUCGGCAAGCUGAUUCACCUGAAGUCGCUGCAGCUGGAAAGAUGCUGGUUCCUCAUGACGCUUCCGAAAUCCUUCGGGAAACUUGCCAGUUUAGACCAUCUUUCCCUCAAUCAGUGCUGGAAGCUUCAGCUGCCCAAGUCCUUCACCGAGCUCUCUUCUCUGAUGGUCCUGGAGAUUCGAAGAAGCAGAGCCGCUUUUCCGCUGUCUGUGAAUUUCGGUCAUUUCCGGGCGCUUGAAACUCUAGUUUUGGAGGAGGUUACGGGAAUGAGAGACCUACUUGAGACUCUCGAGCAGAUGCAGCGGUUGAAGCUCCUUUCUGUGAAGGACCGGAGGAUGCCAUCUCUGCCCAGGUCUCUCUCGCGCCUCUCUUCUCUCACCAGCCUCAACCUCGACGUGCCAAAACUUUCAGCGCUGCCCGACGAUAUCGGGCAGUUAUCAAGGCUUCGGACUUUUAUGCUGGAUUCGAGGAGCCUGACGAGCCUUCCUGAUUCCAUUGUUAUGGCCACCGCCCUCCAAGAGCUCUCCCUCAAUAACCUUUCGAAUUUGACAUCUCUGCCCAAGGAAUUCAGGCAUCUGAAUGCCUUGAAGAAAUUGUUACUCAUUCGCCUUCCAGUACUCACCCACCUGCCCGAAUCUCUGGGACAACUGACAGACCUCCGGCAGUUCAUACUUGUGGAAUGUUAUCAACUGCAGCAGCUGCCGGAUACUCUCUGCUAGCUGUCUUCUCUUGACUGGUUGGGAAUCUAUGUUUGCUCGAGCCUCACUGCGCUACCAGGUGGCAUGGGGAACAGCCUGCCGAGUCUGCGAAAGCUAGAGGUGCACCUCUGCAGGGCGUUUGCCCACCUGCCCCCAUCCUUCUCCGGCUUGUCGUCCCUCGAAUCCCUCAGCAUCCUGCAAGCAGAAACCAACAGAGGCGAGCUGCUGGCUGGCCCUGGCUGCCUGACAAGCCUCGAGGGACUUGGCUGCGUGAGACGCCUCAAGGAGCUCUCUCUCAGUUCCAUGCCCCACCUCUCUUCCCUUCCCGCCUCCAUCUGCGGCCUUUCCGCGCUCACCAGCCUGGAAGUGGCAAACUGCCCUAAGAUAAAACACCUGCCUGAGGAGAUCGGACGGCUGGAGUUGCUCGAGAAGGUCAGGAUCUCUCAAAUGGACGGCCUGAAACGCCUUCCUCGGUCAUUGCAUGAGUUGCGCCGAGUGCGGGUGCUAGAGGUGCUGGCGUGUUGUGGCCUCACCAGCUUGCUAUGGGAUGAAGGGCUGGGGAAUACCUUGGGUGGCGGCAGCAGCAGCAGCAGCAUCAGCAGCAACGUCAACGGUCCUACCAUGGGUGUCAGCAGCACACUCCUUCCGUCCCUCCAGAGCCUCAAAAUGAAGGAGCUUAUGCUCGAAUCCUUUCCUCCACCCGUCUACCGUCUGACCUCUCUAACCACACCGAAGCUUGUCAAGAUGAACCGACUUCUGUCGCUUCCUGAUUCCAUUUCCCAGCUCUCACAGCUGCAGGCACUUCAGAUCUCUCACUCGGGAAAAUUCGAAGCCCUUCCGGAAACACUUGGAAGCCUCUCACGGCUUACCACCCUUCAGUUAAUUGGCCUUGAAAGUUUGCAGGAGCUGCCCGAGUCCUUGGGGCAGCUGAAGAUGCUCCGGACUCUGGAUAUUAUCGAUUGCCCCAUGAUAAUGCGACUUCCAGAGUCCUUCCCAGAUCUUCCCAAGCUGCAGUCGUGCUCUCUUGUUAAGCUCGGCAUUUCUUCCAUUCCUGACGACUUUUGGAAGCUGUCUUCCCUCCUGGAGUUGGCGAUAAAGGGAUUGGGGAACCUGGGCAGUGUGCCUGAGUCUUUCACUCAGCUGCCUCGGCUGCAGCUGUUGGAGACGAGCUCAUGUACAGCGCUGGAUCUGAUAUUCACCUCUCUCAAGAAAAUGCCAACGUUGUGGGAAUGGUCGAUCAGUGCGAGUGAUAUGCUUUCCGAGCGACAAGCACGGGCGAUUGCUCGAAGGGGAGGGGACUCAUUGGGUGAUGAGGGCGAGGAAGAGGAGGCGGAUGACUCGCGUUAUGAAUAUGAAGAGAUUGUAUAUGAGAAUGGAUGGGAGGAAAGAGACCGGGAGGAGGAAUGGGGAGGUUGGGAGGAACGCGAAGAGGAUGUGGAGUAGGGGGGGGAGGGUUGGAAGUUAUUCGACUAGUUAAACGUAGUUAGGUAGCUAGGUAGGUAGGAGCCAUGGAAUGGUGUAAGGGUUUAGGCUAGGAGAAAAUUUCGAGAGAAAAGAGAGUUUGGAAUAGUAGAGGAGAUACAAGGGGGGGUAGUCCCCUCUACAGUAGGAUUCAAUAAGUAGCACAACUAUCA